AAAAACAAUAAAUAAUUGACUGUAUUUGACAACUUAACCUCAAAAAAAAGCACUGUAUCGAAAAUCAUCAGCAUGUACUUUGUCAUAUUCAUUUUGGGUGCAAAACAAAAUGUGAUUGUUCCACAUUCGUGGAUCAAUGACAUUGAACUAUACCUCGAAGAAUUUAUGAAUAACGGCGUGCGAUCAAAUACAAAGUUCAAAACAUUUUGGUCUGAAGAAGAAGAGGCUAUGAGCGCUGAUGGUAUUCCACUGGCGUCGUACAUGCCUAUUCGGUUCGACACAUUGGCUAUGCGUAGACGUGUGUUCAGAUUUCCAGAGGAAGGGUGGUAUGACUGCAAAAUUCGACACGUUAAUUUGAGUUUUGCCGAGGCGGUAUCGUAUAACAAGAAACGUCGACGUACUUCACCUGUAUGUUACAAUCCUGCAAAAAUGUGCAGACCAAGAUCAAAUGGUGGAUCGCGUUCAAAGGCCACAAGAUUGGCAAGUUUUUUCGGAAGUACCGCCCGAUCAACGCAACGACAAUCAACAUUGAAUGAUUUUAUUAACACAGUGUCUGCCACCUCUGUUAAUUCAGAAGAGUCUAGAGAAGUGACUACGUCAACGAUGGUCACAACGCAUGCUGAUGAUUUUACUGUCGAAACAUUUGUUGAGUUUGAUUAUGAUCAAAACCUAGAUACCCAUGAGCAAAACGUUGUAUCCGGCGAUGCUACCAGUGCUCAAAACGGUCUAGAAAGCGGUCCUUCAAGUGGUUCCAGCAACGUGCAUGAUGAAACUGACACUAAAUCAGUAUAUCAAGUACCAUCUCAACCGAUAUUCAGUUAUUCUGAUGUGCAUGCUGCAGAAAUAGAGCAGCUUAUGCAAAACCAUCUGGCAAGCUCACGUCGAAAUUCAGAGCAAGUCGAAAACAUACAAGUUCAGCCUUCAGCUCAGUUUCAACCGAAUCAAGAAUCGAACAGCCAAGUGCAAGACACAGCGAACAGCAACAUUCCAAGCCAAGUUCCACAAGCUCAAGUUCUUGCUCAGGUUCAAGUGAAUAUACAACAGAACGACAACUACGAGCUAGACUACGAGAGCGAUGAAGACGAUUUCUUGAUGAUUGAUGAAAUUAUGCCCCGUCCACUACAUUCAACGGCACAAGGUUUGGUGAAACACAAAGACGAUGAAGUAUCAGGAGAUAUGCCCUACAUAAUAACGAAACGUGGACGUGUCUAUGAAAUUGGGGGUAAACUCAUCGAGAUAAAUGUUGAUGUUUUGAAUACACUGAAGACAUGGAAUUCACAUGAAGAAGGUGAUUCGCGCAAUGAUACAUCUUGUGAUUUUCGAUUUGCUCUGACUGCUCUUCUUUCGAUUCUAUCGCCCGAUAAUGUGAAGAAAGGAGAUUUUGACCGUGAAGCUAUGAAUUUUCUCACCGAUUUGUUAAAGUUGCGAACAGACAACAAUCAAGAACGGAUUGAAAACUGCAAACAACAGAUUUUGAAUUAUUUGAUCGAGCAGCGAAAGACUUCUUGAGAAUCAGACACACAACUCCAAAUCAGACACACAAC
Sitodiplosis mosellana (orange wheat blossom midge) is the source of this 1544-nucleotide messenger RNA. RefSeq lists its product as uncharacterized. The transcript is spliced from 5 exons. The record is from RefSeq and is a predicted model, not a curated record. The coding region runs from base 73 to 1509 and encodes 478 amino acids. Lineage: Eukaryota; Metazoa; Arthropoda; Insecta; Diptera; Cecidomyiidae.